Messenger RNA from Orycteropus afer afer, 1227 nucleotides. It is a transcript of the gene PDSS1, whose product is annotated as decaprenyl diphosphate synthase subunit 1. The transcript is spliced from 11 exons. Gene Ontology annotation, cellular component: mitochondrion; transferase complex. The record is from RefSeq and is a predicted model, not a curated record. Gene Ontology annotation, molecular function: prenyltransferase activity. Bases 1 to 1227 code for a protein of 408 amino acids. Gene Ontology annotation, biological process: ubiquinone biosynthetic process; isoprenoid biosynthetic process. Lineage: Eukaryota; Metazoa; Chordata; Mammalia; Tubulidentata; Orycteropodidae.
AUGGCCUCAUGCUGGUGGCGGUGGCGGCGCUGCUGCUCUUGGAGGCUGGCCGCGCGGAGACCCGGGCCUGGCUGCCCCGGCCGUGUGGGGUCGUCUGGGACGCUCUCCACAGCGGGCGCCUACACACGGAUGCCCUAUUUUAAUCUUGUGAAGAGUUUAAAAUCUACCUUUCCAAAUGUGUAUAGGAUAUCAAGAUUUCAUCAUACAACCCCAGUGGCAUGCUGUUGCAGUAAAACAUGGAGUGGUGAAAAAUACAUCGAUCCUUUUAAACUUGGCUGGAGAGACUUGAAAGGUCUGUAUGAGGAUAUUAGAAAGGAACUAUUCAUAUCAACAACAGAACUUAAGGAAAUGUCUGAGUACUACUUUGAUGGAAGAGGAAAAGCCUUUCGACCAAUAAUUGUGGUGCUAAUGGCUCGAGCAUGUAAUAUUCAUCAUGGUAACUCCCGAGAUGUGCAAGCAAGCCAGCGCUCCAUAGCCUUAAUUGCAGAAAUGAUCCACACUGCUAGUCUGGUUCAUGACGAUAUUAUUGAUGAUGCAAGUUCUCGAAGAGGAAAGCACACAGUUAAUAAGAUCUGGGGGGAAAAGAAGGCUGUUCUUGCUGGAGAUUUCAUUCUUUCUGCAGCAUCUAUGGCUUUGGCACGAAUUGGACAUACAACAGUUAUAUCUAUUUUAACCCAAGUUAUUGAAGAUUUGGUGCGUGGGGAAUUUCUUCAGUUAGGGUCAAAAGAAAAUGAGAAUGAAAGAUUUGCACACUACCUUGAAAAGACAUUCAAGAAGACUGCAAGUCUGAUAGCCAACAGUUGUAAAGCAGUCUCUGUCUUAGGAUGCCCUGACCCAGUGGUGCAUGAGAUUGCCUAUCAAUACGGAAAAAAUGUGGGAAUAGCUUUCCAGCUAAUAGAUGAUGUAUUAGACUUCACCUCAUGCUCUCACCAGAUGGGCAAACCAACAUCAGCCGAUUUGAAGCUUGGGUUAGCCACUGGCCCUGUCUUAUUUGCUUGUCAGCAGUUCCCAGAAAUGAAUGCUAUGAUAAUGAGACGGUUCAGUUUGCCAGGAGAUGUGGACAGAGCGCGACAAUAUGUGUUACAGAGUGAUGGUGUGCAACAAACAACCUACCUCGCCCAGCAGUACUGCCAUAAAGCAGUAAGAGAGAUCAGUAAACUUCGGUCAUCCCCAGAAAGAGAUGCCCUAAUUCACCUUUCAGAAACUGUACUCACAAGAGAUAAAUGA